GAGGUUCCACGCUGUUCAGUAGUUUCCGAGUCAUCGUGACGACCUCGCACCCCUCCAUCUUCAGACCCGUCUUCCUGUUGCCAUGGCGAUUUGAUCCCGCUUCGCCGCCGCCGCGCUCCAUGAGCCAAACUGGACGGAUAAAGGCGAGCGAUCCCAGCGCAGCGUCUCCUCUCCCGGGAAGCAGCUCGUGGAUGGGACGCCGGGCGCCGCACGGGGACGCGGAUCCGGGGACGGGAAGGCGCGGCGCGUGGGGAAUGCUGUGGGAGUAGCGACGGAGCGUUGCCUGGUAACAGCAGCAUGCCAGUACAACAGAUAACCGUGGUUCCGGCCAGCGGCGGCAAGAGUGCCUCUCGCUCCAAAGACAAGAACGAGGGGAGCAAAGGCCCGGGGCGUUCAGGGAGUCGAUCCAGCAACAUCUCCAAGGCCAGCAACUCCACUACAGGACUAACCACAGCCUCCAGGACGUCCAUCACCCCAUCAUCCCAGGACAUAUGCAGUCCUGGACAGCUGAUUCCUUUAGAAGAGGAUGUUUCUGAGUCACACACACGCGUCCCCAUGACGACGGUCGCCGGCACCAUGCCGGCCUCGUCCGCCCCGGCCCAGAAGAAGCAGGUGAAGCGGCGCCACCGCCGGAAGAGAGGCAGCUGCACGGCCUUCGACUGCGUGGAGCCCGUCGGCCGUGCGGCGCCGACGGACCGCAGCGACCCCGGCUCCGACCGCAGCGAGAGGGGGGAGCAGCGGGAGCGCCCCCAGCGCAGCCGCAGGGAGCUGCCGCCCCGCCUCCGCGGCGCCGGCGCCCCGCGCUCCGACUCGUCCUCGGAGGGCGAGGCGUGGCGCGAGGCGCGCAGCUGGAGCAAGGAGAAGGCGCGGCGGGCGCGGCGCCGCAGCGGGAGCAGCCGCGAGCGGGACGGCGCCCACGAGGCCAAGGGAGGCGCGGAGCGGACGGACGCCAUGGAGCUGCAGUCCGUGGGCUCGGACGACGGGAGGGAGAACCGGCCUCUGGUGGAGGAUGGCAGGGGCCUCAAGAAGCGCCACGGCAACAGAGGCUCAGGGAAGAUGGAGAGGAGCCCGAGGGGCAGCUCCUCAAUGACGGAGGACGCGGAGGAGCCGGUCGCCAGGAAACAGCAGGAGAGGGGAUCAGCUGGUGGAGGCGCGUGUGUGCCCACGGCGCACAAACACUGCGGUGUGAAUGGGGGCGUGCAGCGACUCUGCUCUGAUGACUCUGAGCUGGAGGUCUGCAGGAUCUGCCACUGUGAGGGCGACGACGAGUGCCCGCUCCUCAUGCCGUGCCGCUGCACCGGGAGCCUGAGCUUCGUGCACCAGGCCUGUCUCAACCAGUGGAUCAAGUCCUCGGACACGCGCUGCUGCGAGCUCUGCAAGUUCGACUUUGUCAUGGAGAUGAAGCUCAAACCUCUGCGCAAGUGGGAGAAGCUUCACAUGUCGAAGAGCGAGAGGAGAAAGAUCUUCUGCUCGGUGCUGUUCCACCUGAUAGCAAUAGUGUGUAUGUUGUGGUCGGUCGUCAUUCUGGUCAAGAGAACCGCUGAGGAGAUUAGACUGGGAAAGAACGAUAUGUGGAGAAUAUCUCUUCAGAAGCGUUAUUCCCACCAUGGCGUGCUGGAGUGGCCCUUCUGGACCAAGCUGAUCGUGGUGGCCAUAGGUUUCACGGGCGGCCUCAUCUUCAUGUACAUCCAGUGCAAGGUCUAUCUGCAGCUGUGGCGCCGCCUCAAGGCCUUCAAUCGCAUCAUCACUGUGCAGAACUGCCCCGAGAAGGACCUGCACACCCCUCAGGCCAAGCCCAGCGGCAUCACCAACGGCAAGAAUGACGCUGUGGAGGUUCCCGUCAACCCAGCUCCAGAAGCACAGAUGGACUCGGACAUGUCAGUGGAGGAGGCCGUGGCACCGGCACAAAACCCCGUCUGAUCUUUGUCCCACUCUAGAAUCACACACGAGCCGAUGUGAUGUAGACUCACUGUGUUUUAAUGCGUUCUUCUCAGCUCCUGUGAUUACUGAGCUGGUGAGAGACAAUGAAUGGGUUUAAGGAGGAAGCAGCGGCCACUUGGUGAGCAGGCAGAACCGACAGGCCAAAGGGUCAAAAGGGUAAAGGGCAGUUGCGCGAAUGUCCAUUGGAGCAAAGAGCUGGAAAGGAAACUAAAGCCAUCAGAAGUUGUGUAAAGACUAGUUGUGUUAAAUCAGCACCAUUUUAUUUCUGUAUGCACUUUUAAGAAACUGCACUGGCUUAGUUUAAAGGUGUGAAGAAUGAGGAUGCUGUUAACCAAAGGUCUCCAUGUGCUUCAAAUGAAUGUACGACUGCUUCUUUCCCAGACAUGCGCUACUCUGCAGAAAUCUUUCAUGUGGGAGGAGAGAUGAAAUGUGAAUAGUAGCACAUGCUGUGGGCAUUCGUUGGUGCUGCAAAAAAGCCUGGCAGAGGUUCAGAGCCUGCACACACCUACACACCACCUGGUCAGUGGCCCUGAAGAAACUGGACAAAAGAGAUGAAUCCACACACUGUUUGAUUGGACAGAGAUCCUCAUUUGAAGCAUAGGGAGGCCUUAACGCUUCUUUUGGACAAUCAGGUCUUCAGUCACCAAAGAAAUGUAACAAGACAAAGUCAGUUAUUAAAACAGUAUCUUUAGCUCAGUCUAAAUAUCUGGUGUUGUAAUCCUUUAAAACGUACCAUAGGACAGCUUUAUUUCUUAAAUGAAGUAGCCCAGGCAUUUGACAGUUUGUUCAGUUUGCAGCUUUAUGUGUUUCUUCUCUGCGAGGUCCGGUAAUUGCACACCGAUUAAACAGCAGCUUUCACAGUUCAUGUUUUUACAUUCAAUUAUUACAAAGUUGAUCUCAAACUGAAGAUAAAGUCAGAGUCACUACUCUGUCAAUCCUCUAAACCACACUGUUGUUUACACUCGUUUCACUUUUCUAUUAAUUUAAUUUGGUUUUUUUAACCUGUGUUACUGAAAUUCCUUUUUUCUUCGUCUUUAAAUAACAACAGUAGAGCACUGGAAAUCUUUGUCAAAACAUUUUUUCUAUCUCUGAUUGGAUAUAAAAUGGAUGAUUCAGGUCACACUUUAUAUUUGUUUGUGCAAUAAAUAAUGAAUGUAGAACCCUUGA
Messenger RNA from Betta splendens (Siamese fighting fish), 3108 nucleotides. It is a transcript of the gene marchf1, whose product is annotated as membrane-associated ring finger (C3HC4) 1. Gene Ontology annotation, cellular component: lysosome; late endosome membrane; cytoplasm. Gene Ontology annotation, biological process: immune response; antigen processing and presentation of peptide antigen via MHC class II; protein polyubiquitination. The transcript is spliced from 8 exons. The coding region runs from base 298 to 1920 and encodes 540 amino acids. Gene Ontology annotation, molecular function: ubiquitin protein ligase activity; MHC protein binding; zinc ion binding. The record is from RefSeq and is a predicted model, not a curated record. Lineage: Eukaryota; Metazoa; Chordata; Actinopteri; Anabantiformes; Osphronemidae.